Molecule: messenger RNA, 1308 nt
Organism: Mytilus trossulus (common blue mussel)
Lineage: Eukaryota; Metazoa; Mollusca; Bivalvia; Mytilida; Mytilidae
Exons: 6
Coding region: 56-1099 (347 amino acids)
Biological process (GO): superoxide metabolic process
Molecular function (GO): copper ion binding
Source: RefSeq, a predicted model, not a curated record
UAUAUUUCCUUUCUCAUCAUACGUUUUAUCAUUACCCUCUCGUUGUUCUAGUAAGAUGUAUGUCAGAGUUUUAACACUUCUUUUGUUGGUUUCUGUUGUUUUGGAGUAUUCUUUGGCUAGAAAGAAGGACAGAAAGAAAGAAAAAGAUGCACACAAAGUACGCGGAAAACCAUCCAGUAUAGAAUCUUCACCUAUCAUUUUGCAAAUGGAGGAACAAAUAAAGAAACUAGAAGAACAAAUAGCAAAAAUACCUAAAAAUUCCGUACAUAUACAUAUGAGUGAUGGAAAUGAUGAUGACGAGAGUUCUACUCGAUUGGCAUUAGACAGUGAGGACCACCACAAUACAUCUGUACAUCGGGUAGAGGGCGCCAUUGAACUUGACGGUGAUGACGAUCAUCAUCAUCAUGAUCAUGACAAAGCCCGUGUUGAAACACAUGGGAACGAGCAGCAUAUUCAUAUGCAUAUGCAUCUUGAAUCUAGUGACUGUAAACAUAAGAAGCAUGAUGACGAAGUCCAUGCACAUUGCGAAGUGUUCCCGAACAGUAACGUAGCAGAUGGCGAUGACAUCAGAGGCGCAAUCCAUUUGAUACAAAAAGGAGAUGAUCCUGUGGAGAUCUUUAUUGCAUUAAAUGGUUUUGAUAUGACGAAAGAAAAUCCAAAGCAUUCCCAUGGUUUUCAUGUCCACCAAUACGGUGAUACAUCUAACUCAUGUGAUUCAUUAGGAGGCCAUUUUAACCCCAGUGGAAGUUCACACGGAGCACAAGAUGCUCAUACAAGGCAUGUAGGCGACCUUGGAAAUAUUGACUGUGAUAUGAAUGGAGAAAUUGACUAUAAAAUGAAAGAUGAGACGAUCAGCCUACAUGCGGAAAAUUCUCUGAUUGGUAGAAGUAUUGUGAUUCAUGAAGGACCUGACGACUUAGGAAUGGGAGGAGAUGCCGGAAGUUUAAAGGGAGGUAAUGCUGGACCUAAGGUUGCUUGUUGUGUCAUCGUACUUGCAGAUCCAACAAAACACCAACAUCAUAUAAACAUCGAUGCUCAAGAAGGUGGUGCUAAGCAUGAGGGUCACACUGGGUUAGACGUCCACGAAGUUAAACCUUGAGCAUAUAACAGAGUGUAAACGAUUAUAUUACCUAAAAAAAUGUAAUAACUCAUUGGGAACAUGUGUAUAAAGAUUGAUUGUACUUGUUGAGAGAUGAGACUUUAAUAAAACAUUGAAUUGUGUACAUAAGAAACAUAGAGUGUAUCAUGCCUUUUCAGAAUAAGGACGGAGCUGAUGAAAUAAUUUAAUAAAAUUCAUGUAUACAAUAA